UUUUUUCUUCCCUGACCAUUCUUGGAAGCAUCUACACAACUGUUAAAGUUUUAAUCACAAUGAAUUCGGGUUUAUGGAGUCAAGAGAAAGCAAGUUCAUCCUAUUGGGAAGAGCGAAUCUUUUACUUGCUUCUCCAGGAAUGCAGUGUCAUAGACAAGCAGACUCAAAAGCUCUUGAAAGUGCCCAAAGGUAGCAUAGGGCAGUUUUUUCAAGACCGUUCUUCCUUGGGGCACUCCAGAAACAUUCCUUGUAAAGGCAAGAAAUUACAGAUUGGAUUAAAGAUUCUGGAACAACCACAUGCAAUCCUGUUUGUGGAUGAAAAGGAUGUUAUAGAAAUAAAUGAAAAAUUAGCUGAAUUGCUUUUGGCCAUUACUAACUGUGAGGAAAGGUACAGCCUGUUUAAAAGCAAGAACAGAUUAACUAAAGGUGUCCAAAUAGAUAUUGGCUCAACUGUUAGAGUACAGCUGAGAUCAGGAGAUGACAAAUUUCCUGGAGUUGUUCGCUUCAGAGGACCCUUGUUGCAAGAAAGGUCUCUAACAGGGAUAUACUUUGGAGUAGAGCUGCUGGAAGAAGGUCGUGGCCAAGGCUUUACGGAUGGACAGUACCAAGGCAAGCAGCUUUUCAGAUGUGAUGAGGACUGUGGGGUUUUUGUUGCUUUGGACAAACUGGAGCUGGUGGAAGAUGAUGACAAUGAACUGGAAAGUGAUUAUGCAGCUCCAGUUGACACUAUGCAGGUAGAACUUCCUCCUCUGGAGAUCAACUCCAGGGUUUCUCUGAAGAUAGGAGAGAGUAUAGAGUAUGGGACAGUUAUAUUCUGUGAUGUCUUACCAGGAAACGAAAGUUUAGGAUACGUUGUUGGAGUGGACAUGGAUAAUCCUAUUGGAAACUGGGAUGGAAGAUAUAACGGAAUACAGCUGUGCAGUUUUGCGAGUGUUGAAAGUACACUCCUUCUGCACAUUAAUGAUGUUAUACCAGAAACCAUGUCCCAGGACAGGAGGCCUCCCAAACUUGCCUAUACCUCCAGGGGUGGUGGUGACAAAAGCUUGUUCAAUCAUAGUAAGCCAAAAGCUACAGGAUCUACCUCUGAACCUGGGAAUAGAAACAGAUCUGAAGUCUUCUAUACGUUAAAUGGCUCAUCAGUUGAUUCUCAGCCUCAAAUGAAAACAAAACCUCCAUGGUAUAUUGAUGAAGUUGCUGAAGACCCUGCAAAAUCGCUCACGGAUUCUUCUCCGGGAUUUGGGCAUUCCUCACCACCUCUGCAGCCACCUUUAACAAGCUCUGUGUCUACAGAAAACAGAUUUCACUCCCUUCCUUUCAGCUUGACAAAAACCACGAGCACUAACGGCGCAAUUGGACACAGUCCCCUCUCUCUAUCUGUUCAGUCAGUCAUAGGAGAUGUAAAUACUACAGCGAACCAGGAGAGUCCAUCAGCCGCAGGUCCCAUCAGCAACUCGCAUGGUCUUGAAGCAGGUUCACUGGCAGAGGUUAAAGAAAAUCCUCCUUUCUAUGGAGUAAUCCGAUGGAUUGGCCAGCCCCCUGGAGUAAAUGAAGUGUUAGCUGGGCUGGAACUGGAAGAUGAAUGUGCAGGUUGUACAGAUGGAACAUUUAAAGGAACGCGAUACUUCACCUGUGCUCCAAAGAAAGCUCUUUUUGUUAAACUCAAAAGCUGCAGGCCAGAUUCCAGGUUUGCCUCCCUGCAGCCAGUUUCCAACCAGAUUGAACGCUGCAACUCUCUAGCUUUUGGAGGAUACUUAAGUGAAGUGGUAGAAGAAAACACUCCUCCAAAAAUGGAGAAAGAAGGUUUAGAGACAAUGAUUGGAAAGAAGAAGGGUAUCCAGGGUCAUUACAACUCCUGUUACUUAGACUCCACUUUAUUCUGCCUGUUUUCUUUUAGCUCUGUUCUAGACACAGUGUUACUUAGACCUAAAGAAAAGAAUGAUGUGGAGUAUUAUAGUGAGACUCAAGAGCUACUGCGGACAGAGAUUGUGAAUCCUCUUAGAAUAUAUGGAUAUGUCUGUGCUACAAAAAUAAUGAAACUGAGGAAAAUCCUUGAAAAAGUUGAGGCUGCAUCAGGAUUUACUUCAGAAGAAAAAGAUCCAGAAGAAUUUUUGAAUAUUUUAUUUCACCAUAUUCUAAGAGUUGAGCCUCUGUUGAAAAUAAGAUCAGCUGGUCAGAAGGUACAAGACUGUUACUUCUAUCAAAUUUUCAUGGACAAAAAUGAGAAAGUUGGAGUCCCGACAAUUCAGCAGUUACUGGAAUGGUCUUUCAUUAACAGCAACUUGAAGUUUGCAGAGGCACCUUCUUGCCUGAUUAUUCAGAUGCCUCGAUUUGGGAAAGACUUCAAAAUGUUCAACAAGAUUUUUCCCUCUCUGGAAUUAAAUAUAACAGACUUACUUGAAGAUACUCCCAGGCAGUGCCGCAUAUGCGGAGGGCUUGCUAUGUAUGAGUGCAGAGAAUGCUACGAAGAUACUGAUAUUUCUGCUGGAAAAAUCAAGCAGUUCUGCAAAACCUGCAACACCCAAGUUCAUCUUCAUCCCAAGAGACAGAGUCAUAAAUUCAAUCCGUUGUCACUUCCUAAAGAUCUGCCAGACUGGGAUUGGCGACACGGUUGCAUCCCACACCAGAAGAUGGAGUUGUUUGCUGUUCUCUGCAUAGAAACAAGCCACUACGUUGCUUUCGUGAAAUACGGGCGGGAUGACUCUGCCUGGCUCUUCUUUGACAGCAUGGCUGAUCGGGAUGGAGGUCAGAAUGGUUUUAAUAUUCCACAAGUUACUCCAUGCCCAGAAGUUGGUGAAUACCUAAAGAUGUCUCUGGAAGAACUGCAUUCACUGGAUUCCAGGAAGAUUCAAGGCUGUGCACGAAGACUGCUUUGUGAUGCUUAUAUGUGCAUGUAUCAGAGUCCAACCAUGAGUUUAUACAAGUGAACAAUGUUCUCUGGAAAAAACUGAAGAAACAGUGCAGAGGUUUCUGCUGUUGCAUUUGCUGCACUCCUUGGUUAGUUGCAUUUGCUGCACUCUUUGGUUAGUUGUAAUGCAACCGUUGCUGGCAAUGGAUGCGAUGACAAGGAAGAAGUUGACUCUAAGAACAAAAGGGUUACUGUUCCAAAAACUACAUGUGGAGUUCUGUCAUUGAAAUAUUUAAGCAUUUUGCACUCUAGGAAGUGUGCUUGUGUGUGUUUGUUUUAUAAACAAAAUCUAAGUGGGGUUACUAAAACUUAAAGCUUUAAGUUAAGUGCAUUGAUUAUAGAUUAUAUGCAGACUUUUUUUUUUAAUUAGAGGUGGAAUUGUCAGGAGAAACCUCCCUAGUCCUUUGAGAAUGUAAAAAUACUCUGUUCUCACUCGGUUUAUUUCUUUGCACUAAGGAUGCUGGAUCUCUUCUGGUCAUUCUCCACCGUCCCAAGCACCUGUGCCCUGCCACCACCAUCCCAGCCUUUAGCCCUUUAGCACUGUAGAUUAACUGCCUUCAAGAGAGAAAAACUUCUGCUUUAGUAGACCACAUUUUAAAUGAUUCAUUGCAUAUUAGUUCUGAAGCAAUCUACUCCCACAUUACUUUUCAGUUCAUACAUUCACAUUUUUAAAAAAACCUGUAAAGAUGUCAUCUUUGUAGAUGAUACCCAUGUAAAAAUGUAACUUUUUUGGUGCAAACCGAGCACACAGAUUUGGCAUCUGUUAAGUUUAGGAUUUGGGGAGGGGAAAAAGAAGUGGAGGGUGUUAAGGGGAAGCAUAACUGCUGAUAUUUAGAAAUGGAAGUUAACAUGUCUUUUUCUAAUGAUCUGUUUUUAAAGAAACAAAGAUUGGGACAGAACAGCAAAUAUAUACAAAUGAUUAGAGGACAAAACAACAAAAUAUAGAUUGCCUCAGGGAAUGUUACUGAAGUGGGCUCUAGUC
Messenger RNA from Nothoprocta perdicaria, 3887 nucleotides. It is a transcript of the gene CYLD, whose product is annotated as CYLD lysine 63 deubiquitinase. Gene Ontology annotation, biological process: regulation of mitotic cell cycle; regulation of intrinsic apoptotic signaling pathway; necroptotic process. NCBI's taxonomy places the organism in Eukaryota, Metazoa, Chordata, Aves, Tinamiformes, Tinamidae. Gene Ontology annotation, cellular component: cytosol. Gene Ontology annotation, molecular function: K63-linked deubiquitinase activity; cysteine-type deubiquitinase activity. The transcript is spliced from 16 exons. The record is from RefSeq and is a predicted model, not a curated record. Bases 60 to 2924 code for a protein of 954 amino acids.